AAUCUUAUAAAUAGCACUAAGCUCAUCCCUGUUAAAAGCAGGAGGAUAUUUUAGGUGUUUUCCAACAGACUGGAGUUUUCAUCGAAUAUAUUAAAAACAUGUCAAAUUUUGAGCAGUUUCACUGUGAUUUUUACCAGUCCAAUUACACCAUCGAUGACCAAGAAGAAGGUUACAACAGUUAUGGGUCUAGUGACAACCUUAGUGCAAGAAGAAAGUGCCAGAUAGGAGACCAACCUCCAGCCAAUGCUUUUGUCCCUUCGGAAAUGCUUCUGCCCUCUCAGAGUUAUACGGGUCAGAUUUUACAGCCAACAUACAGUCCCAACACACUCUCUCACUUUAGCUACACUGAUGGUUUUGAUGAGGAACCUCCUUUGCUAGAAGAACUUGGGAUUAAUUUUGAGCAUAUAUGGCAAAAAACCUUAACAGUUCUAAAUCCAAUGAAACCUGCAGAUGGCAGCAUUAUGAAUGAGACGGACCUCACAGGACCUAUGGUUUUCUGUUUGGCCCUUGGAGCAACGUUGCUGCUGGCAGGAAAAGUUCACUUUGGCUAUGUGUAUGGUGUGAGUGCCAUUGGGUGCCUUGCUAUACAUGCACUACUGAACCUGAUGAGCACCUCUGGGGUCUCACAUGGCUGUGUUGCAAGUGUUUUGGGAUACUGCCUGCUACCCAUGGUGAUUCUGUCCACUUCUGCAGUUGUCUUCUCACUACAAGGGAUCCCGGGAACUUUGUUAGCCCUGUUUAUUAUUGGAUGGUGCAGUUUGUCAGCGUCCAAAAUUUUUACCUCUGCCUUGGCCAUGGAAGGACAGCAGCUUCUUAUUGCAUACCCAUGUGCUUUACUGUAUGGACUCUUUGCACUUCUGGCGGUUUUCUGAAGUGUAUUUUCUGAUAGCCUUAUUACAGUUUGUUUAUGGUUUUUGGAGGGGUAAGAGGUUAUUUAGUUAUUUUUAGAUUGACUAGAAUUGCAUUAAGUUCCAUUAACAAAAUUAGAUUAUACAACUUACCUUUUUUUUUUUUUUACCUAAUGGCUUGUAAUAAAAUAAUAAUAAAAUACAAGUAACAGGUAGAUGUCUACAUUGCUGAUGUUUUGAAAAUCUUAUAGCAUAGAGAAAAACGUGUACUAAGAGCAAAAAAAUAAAUAAAUGUUAAUUUUUAAGAAUAUAUUGUCUUCUGAGUGUUUAAUAUAUCUAAUGCAUUGAGCAGAGAGUAACUGGAAGCAAAAAUCCAAAUAUGUAAUGGACCUAGUAAAUCAAGUGAAAAUACACAUUUGUUUCACAAAGAAAAAAAAAAGAGAGAAAAAACAGCGUAUAUGAUUACUAAUAAUGUUACUGAAUUUAUGUGUUUUUUAUUAUUAUUUUUAACAGAAGAGUGAGUGGCACUGCUUUGUGAUGUUGAAGGAUUGUCCAAGCAACAGGAAGAACAGGUUGCUACAACAGAGGAAGGAAACUAGGAAUGUCAUCUUGUUUUAUUUUUAAGAGGUGUUGCUGUCCAAAACAUUAUUGUACUGUUUUUAAUGUACAGUAAUGUUACAUUUUAGAAUUGCCACUAAACCACCGCCUUCUGUCACUGCAGAAAAGCACCGCACAAAGCAAAUGCAGCUCUUAAAAAUGUCUCAUGAAAGGCAGAACUGUAUUUAAGCAAGCAAAAUACAAACCUCCACAAUGUUAUCUGCCCCCCCCCCCCUUCUUCCCCCCCUUUUUCCCCCGAUCUAUUUGCUGCUUUUAGUGAUACUGGAACCCAACAUUUUUAUAAUAGCAAUCAAGCACAGAAUGCACAGGAUGAUGUUUCAAAAUAUAAUAGUAGAAGUAUCAAGCCAUCCAGAGGAAACAGAGAUGCAAGUGCAGUCAUAACAAGUGCAAAAUCCAGCAGGCGGUGGUAGAGAAAAUGAAUAUAGCUGUAGAAAGGGCUAGGGAAAAGAAAUAGAUGAAAUAAAGGGAAGUAUGAAGGAAAUAAAUGGCAGCAGAUUAUU
This is a messenger RNA of Oxyura jamaicensis (ruddy duck), 1966 nucleotides long. RefSeq names its product Yip1 domain family member 7 (gene YIPF7). Gene Ontology annotation, cellular component: membrane; trans-Golgi network. Bases 99 to 872 code for a protein of 257 amino acids. Gene Ontology annotation, biological process: vesicle fusion with Golgi apparatus; endoplasmic reticulum to Golgi vesicle-mediated transport. The transcript has 6 exons. The record is from RefSeq and is a predicted model, not a curated record. NCBI's taxonomy places the organism in Eukaryota, Metazoa, Chordata, Aves, Anseriformes, Anatidae.